Molecule: messenger RNA, 1158 nt
Organism: Debaryomyces hansenii CBS767
Lineage: Eukaryota; Fungi; Ascomycota; Pichiomycetes; Serinales; Debaryomycetaceae
Exons: 1
Coding region: 1-1158 (385 amino acids)
Biological process (GO): negative regulation of rDNA heterochromatin formation; negative regulation of silent mating-type cassette heterochromatin formation
Cellular component (GO): Rpd3L-Expanded complex; Rpd3L complex
Source: RefSeq, a predicted model, not a curated record
AUGUCACGUCGUUCAGGUAGAUCUAAGGCCUACCCUGAUCAGUCAGAAUUGAACUCAGAAUUUCCAGAAGAUGAUGAAAUUAAUAAUUAUGAGGCAGAAGCAGAAGAUGAAGUCGAUGAAGAGCAAGAAGUGACGAGAUGUAUUUGUGGACAAGAUGAAGUGAAUACACGAGGUAUAAACCCACAGUUACAUGCAUUGCUAUGGAAAGAGUAUCAAAUGAAGAUUGAUAAUGGUUUGUUUAUCCAAUGUGAUAAAUGCUCCGUAUGGCAGCAUGGAUACUGUGUUGGUUUAUUUAUAAACGAAGACGUUCCUGAGAAGUAUUGGUGUGAAAUAUGUAAACCAGACUUACACAUAUUCAUAUAUGAUAAUAACGAGACGGUGAGAUCUUUAUAUAAGCCUGUUAAUGAUAAACGUAAGAAAUUAUUGCUUGAGAAUAGCAUCAGCCAGGAGAACAACAAUAAGCGAAAUAAAGCUAAACGCCAAGCACAGUCCAAUUCUUCUCCGGUAUCAGCAUCGGAGAGUAAUAAACACCCACGCAAGGAACGCAGACAUUACGAUGAAAGCUAUGAUGAACAAUUACAGCAAGCUUUGAGAGAGAGUGCCAAAGAGAGUGGCAUAUCAUAUGAUACUAAGAAUAAAAAUAAGCGUAAGAAGAAUGGAGAUUCUAGUGAUACAAACAAAAAACUCAAGCAUGAGUCUGAACAAGGUCAGUCAAAUGCAGAAGAGGCUGAGAUGAAUGAUGAAAUAAAAGGGGACUCUAAGUUGAAGAAACUGAAGAUAAAAUCUAAAAGCUCAAAAUCUAAAGUCGCCAAAAACCCUUCUAAUGAUUCGACACUGGCUACCAUGACAAAAGAAGAGCUAAUAAACCAAGCCUCGAAGCCUCGAUAUGUGAAUGAAAAAUCUUCUAUUUAUGAAUUGAGGAAACGAACAGGGGCUAUUUUAGAAUGGUUAGGUAGAUCACAACUAGAAUUAGAGGAAGAAAAACUCAAUAAAAUCGAAUUAUUUAGCUACAAGGACAAAAUUGACUUGAACCAACAACAAAUCGACCAAGAUAAUAAUAAAGUUAUUGAUGGCUUUAAUGAAAAUUUACAAUUGAUGGAGAAGUUAACUGAAAAGAUACUAAAUUGGGAACAGCAAUUUGGUAAAUAUGCUCCAUAG